Blastocystis hominis is the source of this 330-nucleotide messenger RNA. RefSeq lists its product as hypothetical. The transcript has 4 exons. The record is from RefSeq and is a predicted model, not a curated record. Lineage: Eukaryota; Bigyra; Opalinata; Blastocystidae. The coding region runs from base 1 to 288 and encodes 95 amino acids.
AUGAUUUGGUUAGAUCUCCCUUCGUUGCAAUCAAUCGAGUUGGGCCAGUCUGCACUUUCCGGACAGCAGAAGGAUACUUCCAGUUCCUUGAUAAUGCGAAAUCUUCCCAGCCUAGCAUUCUUCACGUCACAAGGGAAUAGCUUGCAAAAUCUGAAGCAACUGACUUUAGAAAAUAUUCCUAGUCUUCGUACUGUCAGACUGCCUUGUUCGUUUCAGGGAGUCCAAUCGAAAAUAGUAUCGAAUGUAUCUUCAGAAUUAAUAGAUCUAUUUGGAAAAGGAACACAGUAGAUUUGUCGGUUAUUCCUUCAAAACGAUUCUUUCAUUGAUUUU